ACAGAGAGAGAGAGAGAGAGAGCGACUCAAACGGGUGGCUGAGCUAGUGAUCUGUGGUGAUUGAUAGAUGAUAGGUGAGAGACUGGGUGGAACCAGGAAUUUCUAGAGAGAGCGAGAGAGACUUAAGCACCGUGCAAGCAAAGCAUACGAUCAGACAUCCCUCUGCCGGCGGCAAAAAACAGGAGAGAACACGGAGAGAGAGAGCGAGAGAGAGAGGGGGGGAGGGAGGAGGGAGAAAGGAGAUGGGUCGGGGGAAGGUGGAGAUGAGGCGGAUCGAGAACAAGAUAAGCCGGCAGGUGACGUUCGCCAAGCGCCGGAACGGGCUACUCAAGAAGGCCUACGAGCUAUCGCUGCUCUGCGACGCCGAGGUCGCCCUCAUCAUCUUCUCCGGCCGCGGCCGGCUCUUCGAGUUCUCAAGCUCCUCAUGCAUGUACAAAACACUUGAGAGAUACCGCACCUGCAACUGCAACUCACAAGAAGCAACCCCUCUAGCAGAAAAUGAAAUAAAUUACCAGCAAUAUCUGAAGCUGAAGACCAGACUUGAAUAUCUUGAAAGUUCACAAAGAAAUAUUCUCGGUGAGGAUCUGGGCCCACUUAGCAUGAAGGAACUUGAGCAAAUUGAGAACCAAAUAGACAUAUCCCUCAAGCAUAUCAGGACAAGAAAGAAUAAAGUAUUACUUGAUGAGCUAUAUGACCUGAAAAGUAAGGAGCAAGAAUUGCAGGAUCAAAACAAAGACCUGAGGAAGAAGUUGCAAGACACCAGCUGUGCCGAGAAUGCGCUCCAUAUGGCCUGGCAAGAUAGAGGACAGAGUAGCUCAAGUGGGCAUGCCAUUGAUACUACUUAUCCAGGACUUGUGCAACACCCGGAACAUGAUUCCUCCAUGCAAGUUGGGUACAAUAAUCAGGUCUACGUGGACCAGCCGAACAACAACGAAGACAUGGCUUCUCAGCGCCUUCAUGGACUUGGAACAUCUGCAGGUUGGAUAUGAUUGACGUCGAAUCUGGAGUCCAGAAACUCUGCAUAUGACUGAUGUAGUCACUGGUCUAUGUAUUGAGAUCGCUGCUCUUGGCACUUUUCGGAAGAAUAAACAGGAGUCGAGUACGUAUCUAUUGUAAUGGUUUAUUCAUCCACGGACAUGGGAGUGGGACAUCACGUGGCCUGGCGUUGCGUCCCGUACGUAGCUAAUAUAUUUCGAUUUGUGUGUCACUUGUUAUAUUUUGUGUGCUGAACGUGUGGUCAUUACGAACCAUAUGUAUGAAUCAAAAUUCCUCUUGUUGUAUGGAUUUAGAGCAUAAUCAGUUUGAUGCCAAAAAUUGGCAUUGUGUC
This is a messenger RNA of Triticum urartu, 1327 nucleotides long. RefSeq names its product MADS-box transcription factor 1-like. NCBI's taxonomy places the organism in Eukaryota, Viridiplantae, Streptophyta, Magnoliopsida, Poales, Poaceae. Gene Ontology annotation, molecular function: DNA-binding transcription factor activity; RNA polymerase II transcription regulatory region sequence-specific DNA binding; protein dimerization activity. Gene Ontology annotation, cellular component: nucleus. The record is from RefSeq and is a predicted model, not a curated record. Gene Ontology annotation, biological process: positive regulation of transcription by RNA polymerase II.